CGGAUACCGUGUACGAUAUCUCUCGUGAGAAGCACGGUCUAUCACAACAACAAUACCCACGGCGUUGGACCCGGGUCUUUCUCUAUCUUGGCCUCCAUCGACCAUGAUACACUGGGCACCUCGCAUUCAGCCAACUGAUUCCUUACAAUUCCAUUACUAUUUCCCCCCGUCUUCAGCCUGCGUUGGUUUGAAGGUUGAGGAGAGAGGGAGGGGGGAGGGUCCCACAUCAUCGACAUACAAGCACCGGCGCAUGAAUAAGAAAUGACUGCAUAGACACUUGCGCAACGUCGUGCAUACACGAGGGAUGGAUGAGGGGGCAACAGAUCAGGCCAUUUCUAGAUUGGGAAAAUCAACGACAACGCCUGUCGAAAUUUCAUUGGAGAGGGAGGGGGCAGCCGAGGUUUAGACAACGAUUGGGUGGAUGGAUGGAGGAUGAUAUGAGUAAGCCUAUAGCAGGCAGGUCAAGCAGGAAAGUGGGACAUGAACAUCGUUCGAUGAGGACGAUGAUGAUAAAUGAUGCAUGUGAUUCGAGAGAGCGCGGUCUUAGCAGUCGCAUUAUCAUGCAUUAGACAACCCCCCCCCCC
Molecule: messenger RNA, 584 nt
Organism: Cryphonectria parasitica EP155
Lineage: Eukaryota; Fungi; Ascomycota; Sordariomycetes; Diaporthales; Cryphonectriaceae
Exons: 1
Coding region: 104-265 (53 amino acids)
Source: RefSeq, a predicted model, not a curated record